AAGUCGAGAUCGUUUAUUGUUGUUACUUUGUGCCGAGUGGACUGACGCAGGUUGGUGACGAAGCCAUGCUCACCCUUUUCGUUCGUGUGGUCCAGCUCAGCAUUCCUUCACAAUCACAACUCCUGAAAAUGCUCUCUUUUCAAAAUGAAAAUAAAAAAUACAACAAUUGUCACGUGGACUAAGUCUGAGUAAGUAGCAUCAGCUUCCGUCGAGUUCGUCCUCAAUUAAUUCUAUCUGUGAAUCAUCCGACUGAGCACGCGAUGACCAACAAUACUUGCACAACACCCAAGUACUUCUUCUUCCCUGCUACUCACAUAUGCUUUUCAAAAUAACAACAAAAGUUUUAACAACAAAAGAUCUUCAUCGACCGUUAUUUCCACCUGUCUAUGUAGCCACAUUAUGAAAUUUUGAAGUGGUUUGUGGAGAUGCUUACUUGAUCGGAUCGAGAUAUAUGUCGAUGCACUGAGACCAACUUCACUAUCCUGUUUUAUUAAGCACAAAACCGAAGCUGGUGGUGCAAGCUCGUAUCGUGCAGCGACGAUAAAAAUGUGAGUUGCAUCAUCAAGAUACAUGAGAUUCGCUUUUAGAUUUUGUUGUCGUCGUCCAAAAGUGCAAGUUGUCCUUUCAUGUCAGUUGUUUUGUUUGUAUGAGUGCGGUAGUAAGCAUUUUCUCAGUGUCAACGAUAGCUGGAAUAUUAGCCCGUUACAUCUACUCCAACAGAGUGUGACAACUACAUGCAGAGAGAAUGGAAAAGCAAUGACUAAUGAAUAGGGAGAACAACGCGAUGAAAGAGAGUGAGAAUAAAGAGAUGUGAGUUCUACACGUGAGCUGAAGACAUGGACACAUCAGUUUUCUUCAUAAGUAAAUUUUACACGAAAAACUAUUGGUUUUUGUGAAAUGUGUAGCGAGCUUCAGAAACGUUUAUACUAUUUGUAUAACUAUAAUACAGGCUUAAAAUAUUUGUGCAAAGUUCAAGAUAGUUUAAAAAUUGGCUGAAUUGAAGGCAUGGACACAUCAGUUUUCUUUUCUUGUUCAUCAUUGAUCAAAUAUAGUAUUUUGACUCACAGUUAUCGCCUCCUCCUAUGACCGCUUGGUAGCUGAACAACUCAAUAAAAUUCUAAGUCAUGGUUUAGCAACCGCAUUCAGUGAAAUAUUAAAUGAAAGUACAACUUCAUUAAUUGGUAUGCGUGAUUAUUAUUCAUUAAUAAAAAGUGUAGCUAAAGAUGUUGGAAAAUAUAAUUUAAAUGAAGAUGAUAGUAUUCAAAUAUUUACAAUAAUAAAAAAAUAUAUGAAAAAGUAUUUUGAUCAACUACGUUCAUUUGAUAUUUCACCACACGAAAAAAUGUGGAUAAAAUUUUGUAAAGAAACAAAUCAUAUAGAAUUAUUAGAUAAAAUUCAAUUGCCUACAACGAAAUCAUCAAUUGAUAGUAGUAUUCAACAGAUAGAUGGACGAUAUUUAAUGUUAAUUAUUGAUAAAUGUUGUGUACAAGAUUAUUUUGAGUCAUACAUAAUUCAAAAAGAAGUAGAAAAUAACAGAUCAAAUGUUUUUACAUUAAUAGGAAGUCAAAUGGCAUUAGAUAUAAAUAAUAAUACAUAUGUUUAUCAUACAAUAAGUGAUAGUAUUUUAAAUAUUGAGAAUGGUUCAAUAUUAAUAUUAAAAAAAAUGAAUAAUAUAUAUAGUAGUUUGUACGAUUUAUUUAAUCAAAAUUUUAUACAAAUUGAAGAUAAAUAUUAUUGUCGUAUUGCAAUGGGAAAUUAUUUGAAUCCACAAUGUCAUGUAAAUAAAUUAUUUUAUUGUGUUAUAAUUAUAGAUCAUAAUGAUUUUAAACACGCUGAUGUCACAUUUUUAAAUCGAUUUGAAAAACAUAUUAUUCAUCUUGAAAAUAUUAUGGAUAAUUGCCAUUUAUCAACCGUUAAAGCCAUAUUAGAUUGGAUUGAAUCAUUUAAAAAUAUCAAUCAACAACAUUAUUUUACUUAUCAACAUUUAAUUGUUAAUUUUAAUCAAGAUUAUUUAGCCUAUCUUGUAUUAAAAGCAUAUGAACAUUAUAACUCAAU
This is a messenger RNA of Didymodactylos carnosus, 2055 nucleotides long. Lineage: Eukaryota; Metazoa; Rotifera; Eurotatoria; Philodinida; Philodinidae. The record is from the annotation of a GenBank genome assembly.